Messenger RNA from Stylophora pistillata, 903 nucleotides. Its product is annotated as zinc finger MYM-type protein 2. Lineage: Eukaryota; Metazoa; Cnidaria; Anthozoa; Scleractinia; Pocilloporidae. The record is from RefSeq and is a predicted model, not a curated record.
AUGUUGGACUUUACAUUGGAUCGUUUUGUUGCAGAAGUGAGAAAGGAAGAUGGCCAAGAGUAUCCUGGAAAGACUCUAUAUGAAAUUUUGAGCAGCAUUCAAAUGUAUUUACGUGUGCAACGUAAGCGAAAUAUAACUUGGAUCGACAAGAAAGGUUGUACAUUUAGAAAUCUGAAUUCUGCUGUAAACUUCGUACUGAAAGAAAGAGCACGGCAAGGCAUAGGAGUAGACGUUAACAAGGCAAAUUUGAUAACACACGAACAAGAAAACUAUUUGUGGCAACAUGGUUUUCUAGGUAGCGAAAAUGCAGAAUUACUUUGUGAUACGUUGUGUGACGAAUUGGGGCGUGAAUUUUUGCAGUAUACCAAGGAUAUCAGUAAGACAAAUAGCGGGGGAUUGAGCCAUUUGUGUAUCAAAAGGAAAGUUGUUCCUGCAUAUAAGAAUUUGACAAAUGUUGAGCGAUACCCGGCUGAGCUGUAUAAAAAAUACUUGUCUCACGUGCCAAAUAAAGUCAGCGACAACGCAUUUUAUUUGCGCGCUUUGACAAAGCCAAAUGGGGAAAUAUGGUACUACAAAAAGGCAGCAGGGAGAGAAACUUUAGGAAUGGUUGUAAAGGAAAUUAUGAAAAAAGCGCAGUUCGAUGGGCAGUACACUAAUCACUCCCUCAGGCGUUCUUGUGCUACACGGUUGUAUGAUGGUGGUGUUUCAGAACAACUUAUCCAAGAAACGACCGGUCAUCCUUCUUCCGAUGGAGUCAGGGCAUAUAAAUGUACCUCAUCAGCUCUCAAAAGGGAAGCAAGCAAAAUUUUGCAGGGUUCUCUUUCAAAAAAGGCUGUAAUUGAUGUAGAGAAAAAGGACGAAAGCGGUACUGGGGAGAUUAUACUUCACGAGAGGUUAAAGUAG